AUGAAGUUCACCCUGGGCCUGGGGUCGCGGGCGUGGAGAGUGUCCUGGGAGCGGACGGCGGCGGCAGGCCCCGGGGUAGAGCGGGUCUGCAGCCCGCGGCCGGGCCGCCGCGGCUCUCGGCUCUCUCGCGCGCUCCCUCUAUGCCUCUCCCUCGGCGGCGGCGCCCGAGCUCUCCCGGAUUGCGCCGGGCCCAGCUCCCGCCGCUCCGGCGCCAGGCUGCUGGCUGCCCCGCGCGUUAUGGAGCAGACAUAUGGCGAGGUGAACCAACUGGGAGGCGUGUUUGUCAACGGCCGCCCCCUGCCCAACGCUAUCCGCUUGCGUAUUGUGGAGCUGGCGCAGCUGGGCAUCCGACCCUGUGACAUCAGCCGGCAACUCCGCGUCUCCCACGGCUGCGUGAGCAAGAUCCUGGCGCGCUACAACGAAACGGGGUCCAUCCUACCCGGCGCCAUCGGCGGCAGCAAACCUCGCGUCACCACACCCAACGUGGUCAAACACAUCCGGGACUACAAGCAGGGAGAUCCCGGCAUCUUUGCCUGGGAGAUUCGAGACCGGCUGCUGGCCGACGGCGUCUGCGACAAGUAUAACGUGCCUUCCGUGAGUUCCAUCAGCCGAAUCCUUCGCAACAAGAUUGGCAGCCUGGCGCAGCCCGGGCCCUACGAGGCCGGCAAGCAGCCGCCACCGCAGCCCGCGCUGCCCUACAACCAUAUCUACCAGUACCCUUACCCUAGCCCCGUAUCGCCCACGGGUGCCAAGAUGGGCAGCCACCCUGGGGUUCCGGGCACGGCAAGCCACGUCAGUAUCCCGCGGUCCUGGCCCUCGGCGCACUCGGUCAGCAAUAUCCUGGGUAUCCGCACAUUCAUGGAGCAAACAGGGGCCCUGGUCGGGAGCGAAGGUACCGCCUACUCCCCCAAGAUGGAAGACUGGGCCGGCGUGAGUCGCACAGCUUUCCCCGCUACGCCCGCAGUGAACGGGCUGGAGAAACCCGCCUUAGAGGCGGACAUUAAAUACACGCAGUCGGCCUCCGGGCUUUCGGCGGUGAGCGGCUUCCUCCCGGCCUGCGCCUACCCGGCCUCUAACCAGCACAGCGUGUAUGGUGCACCCGGUGGUGGUGGUGGCGGCGGCUACCUCGCCCCGGGUCCUCCUUGGCCUCCGGCGCAGGGCCCCUCACUGGCAAGCCCCUCGGCCAGCGUCACGGUGCACAGCGGUGGCGGGGAAUUGGCUGCGGCGAUGACCUUCAAGCAUCCCAGCAGAGAAGUGGCCGAUCGGAAGCCCCCGAGCCCCGGCGGCAAGGCAGCGGAUACCCUCAGUAGCUUACACGGACUGCCCAUCCCUGCUUCCACUACCUAG
Ochotona princeps (American pika) is the source of this 1347-nucleotide messenger RNA. It is a transcript of the gene PAX1, whose product is annotated as paired box 1. The record is from RefSeq and is a predicted model, not a curated record. The transcript is spliced from 5 exons. Lineage: Eukaryota; Metazoa; Chordata; Mammalia; Lagomorpha; Ochotonidae. Gene Ontology annotation, biological process: regulation of transcription by RNA polymerase II; anatomical structure development. Gene Ontology annotation, molecular function: DNA-binding transcription factor activity, RNA polymerase II-specific; RNA polymerase II cis-regulatory region sequence-specific DNA binding. Bases 1 to 1347 code for a protein of 448 amino acids.